Messenger RNA from Amphibalanus amphitrite, 598 nucleotides. RefSeq names its product calmodulin-2/4-like. The record is from RefSeq and is a predicted model, not a curated record. Gene Ontology annotation, molecular function: calcium ion binding; enzyme regulator activity. The transcript is spliced from 6 exons. NCBI's taxonomy places the organism in Eukaryota, Metazoa, Arthropoda, Thecostraca, Balanomorpha, Balanidae. Bases 48 to 548 code for a protein of 166 amino acids.
UCUGUGUCAGAAACAGUCAGUCGUUGGUCGGCAACCACAGAAGCAACAUGAGCAGCCAUCUAAACACGGGCACCCGCGCCAUGCCUUCACGUCAGGCGCUGCGGUACCAGUUUGACCUGAUCGACCGGGAUCACAACGGCAGCAUCAGCGGCCACGAGCUGACCGAGGUAAUGCGCCAGCUGGGCCACAACGUCACCGACGCCGAGAUCGUCGACAUCAUGGCCGCCGUCGAUCUCGACGGCGAUGGAAAUCUGACCUUUGACGAGUUCGUCACGGUCAUCUCGAAAACGAGCCGAGACGGAGAGCGGACGCGGGAGGAAGCCGAUAACGCGAUGAGAGAGGCGUUCAAGGUGUUCGAUAAGAACGGUCGCGGCUUUAUUGGGGUCUCUGACCUGAGGGCGGUGCUGCACUGUCUUGGCGAGCGGCUCACCGAUGAAGAAAUCGAGGACAUUAUCGAAGAAGUGGACAUGGACGGAGACGGCCGGAUUGAUUUUAUCGAGUUUGUGCGAGCUGUCACCGAUGACGGAGAGGGGGAGACAACAAUGUGAAGAUACUCAGAGAAACAUCUGACGCAAACAAGAGAGAUCCGGGCGGAGAA